UUUGCACAUGUAAAUGCAUAAACUUGAAUACAAUGAAAAUUUGCUAAUCAACAUCAAUAGUCUGACACCAACACAUAUGUGGGGCCAAUAGACUCUUGAGAUGCAUUUGCCAGACAUUGUUUUACUGUAGCACGAUGCGGUUGUUGAACGCAAUUUUCCUUAGGGUACUUACAGUACUUUGUGUUUGCGAACGAUCAGUCGCCACAGUACCUGACCUACGUAAUGUUGUAGCCCCAACGAACGUACAAGAGAAGGCUGUACGCGAAUUAAUAAUACGUACAAUUGGCGAAGAUGCCUCGAGAAGUUUUGCUGUUCAUGUGGAUAAUACGAUGCCUUUGAAGAGUUUUAACAUUGAAAAAACCUCUCCAACAACAAUAACUUUAAAAGGAUCUGAUGGCGUUUCAGUAGCGAAAGGUUUUCAUCAUUACCUUAAGUAUUAUUUACAUAAGCACAUAGAAUGGACCAACACGAGGGUUGUGUUGGAGUCACCUCUUCAAUUGCCGAAUGUGUCUAUUUUCUCUAAAUCGGCAAGUGAUUUUAUUUAUUACCAAAACGUUUGUACGUGGAGUUACAGUUUUGCAUGGUGGAAUUUCGCCACUUGGCGACGCCACAUUGACUGGAUGGCUAUGAUGGGUGUGAGCUUAACUAUAGCACCAAUCCAGGAGUAUAUUUGGAAUGAAGUUUACGUCAGUUUGGGCCUGACGAAGAGUGAAAUUGAUGAGCAUUUUGCAGGUGCAGCUUUUCAAGCUUGGCAACGAAUGGGAAAUAUGCAUGGCUGGGGUGGACCGAUAACACCAACAUAUAGACGUUUACAAAAAGUCUUACAACAACGUAUUUUGAAAGCGGAACGUGAUCUUGGUAUGCGUGUAGCUUUACCGGCCUUUGCUGGUCACUUACCAGUAGCUAUGACACGGAUUUUCCCCAACACCACCUUUACACCGGUAGACCGUUGGAACCGAUUCCCCGACAGAUAUUGUUGCACUGUUUUCCUCGACCCAACUGAGCCGCUGUUCCAAGAAAUUGCUGUGAAAUUUCUUAAAUUGACCAUUGAAAUCUAUGGCAGCGAUAAUAUAUACUUCUGUGAUCCAUAUAACGAAGUAUCACCACGUGAGAGAACGGUUGAUUAUUUGCGUGCUACCUCGUACCACAUUUACGAGUCCAUGCGUUCGGUGGACAAUUCCGCCAUUUGGAUGCUGCAAGAUUGGCUAUUUCAAAGGCUUGACCUUUGGACGAGGGAAUUGACCAAAGCAUUCUUAACUGGCGUGCCAGUUGGCAAAUUGCUAGUACUGGACUUACAAAGUGAGGAAUUUCCGCAAUAUGAACAAACACACUUUUUCUAUGGCCAACCAUUUAUAUGGUGUAUGUUGCACAAUUUCGGUGGCACGCUUGGCAUGCAUGGCUCCGUUGAUAUUGUUAAUACACGAAUUCGUACAGCGAGAAAUAUGGUUAACACCACAAUGGUUGGCGUGGGCACCACACCAGAGGGCAUUAAUCAGAAUUAUGCCAUGUACGAACUUGUUUUGGAGCGAGGCUGGGCGCAGGACGACUUCAAUGUGAGUGCUUGGUUUGAUACGUACGCCGAUGUACGUUAUGGUGUACGCGAUGAACGUUUGCGUAAAGUUUGGCAACUGCUGCGCGAAUCUGUGUUCUCCUAUAGUGGUUUUGUGAAAAUUCGAGGUAGAUAUCCCAUCACAAAGAGGCCAUCCCCAAACCUCUAUCCAUGGACUUGGUAUAAUACAACAAUCGUUUACGAGGCAUGGAAACUAUUUUUAACAGCGCUGGAAGACACUAAAAUACCCGAACCUAACCUGCAGUUUAGCACACAUGACGUGGUCGACUUGACGCGUCAAUUCAUACAACAAACAUUCGAUAAGCUAUAUGUGAACUUGAUGGCUGCCUAUAGAGAUAAACAAAUGGAGCGUUUCGUUUAUAUUGCAGAACGCCUGUUGGAGAUCCUCAAUGAUCUCGAAGCAAUAUUGUCCACCAAUAUGGAUUUCUCAAUAAGUCCAUGGCUGGAGUCUGCUAGAUCAUUGGGACGUACACCCGCAGAGAAACAGCUUUUCGAAAUGAAUGCACGCAAUCAAAUAACUUCUUGGGGGCCGACUGGUCAAAUUCAUGACUAUGCCACAAAACAAUGGUCGGGCAUUGUUAUCGAUUAUUACCGUCCCCGUUGGGAACUCUUCUUACAAAUGCUCCUUAGAAGCUUGCAACGCAAUGAAAAGUUCGAUGAGAACGAAUUUAAUCAGAGAGUCAGCAGGGAGAUCGAAAAUCCUUUCAGCAUUCUGCGUAAAGUCUACCCCUCGGAACCGGUUGGAGACAGCUUUACUAUUGCGAAAUACAUUUACAAUAAAUGGACCGCAUAUCAGGAGAGUUUACGUUACAAAGAAUAUUGUGCUGUUCCCGUAAGCACUGAUUAUGUAAAUAAAUAAAGAAAAAUA
Molecule: messenger RNA, 2438 nt
Organism: Ceratitis capitata (Mediterranean fruit fly)
Lineage: Eukaryota; Metazoa; Arthropoda; Insecta; Diptera; Tephritidae
Gene: Naglu
Product: alpha-N-acetylglucosaminidase
Exons: 4
Coding region: 135-2429 (764 amino acids)
Source: RefSeq, a predicted model, not a curated record